This is a messenger RNA of Fusarium subglutinans, 1332 nucleotides long. Its product is annotated as Zn(2)-C6 fungal-type DNA-binding domain protein. Bases 1 to 1332 code for a protein of 443 amino acids. Lineage: Eukaryota; Fungi; Ascomycota; Sordariomycetes; Hypocreales; Nectriaceae. The record is from RefSeq and is a predicted model, not a curated record. The transcript has 5 exons.
AUGGACACCGCAGGAUCCGUCGUGUCAAAUGUGACGAGGCACGGCCCUCGCACAUCAACCGGCCGCACCUGUGACGGCUACGAAGAAGCAGCUGCAGCAGAACAGGUACUGCAGCAGCAGCCACCGAUCCAGACUGUCAGUGCCGGAUACCGCAACUCCCAAGAAGCGCGAUCUAUCCAGUUCUUUAUCGAGCGCACCCUAUCUCAACUUACUUCCUUCUUCCCCGAUGAGUUCUGGGGGAUUAGUGUAUUGCAGGUUGCUCAGUACGAGCCCAGCAUUUCCCAUGCACUGGUUUCGUUUUCGGCAUAUCACGAGGCCUUUACAAAUGGCAAUACUGGGGAUAAGAGUCCAUUUGCAUUAAAACAUUACAACCUAUCCAUCAAGGAGCUACAUGCCUCUCAAAGCUCGCUGUCACAUGUCCACUUAAUCCUGCAGGGACAUACCGAAACCGCAAUUCGAUUAUUCAAGCAUGGCCAUCGUAUGAUGAGCCAGUUCCGUCAAGCUACAGGUCUAAACGGCAUCCUUAAUCAUGUGCAAACCCUCUUUAACCGGCUUGCGCUGCAAGUGGCUAUACUUGUAGGCGACGUGAUGCCUCAACUUUCCCUAAAGUGUGCUUCAGGCUCCCAGUUUAUGAUGGCCAACACAAACUACACAUUUAGCUCUCUACUGGAAGCCAGGGAAGCUCUUAAUGCCAUUUUGGCAUUACGAUUGAUAGAAGCAGUAGCGAAUUCUGUGAUUGUCGCUGAAUUUUCUCAGUGGUCCCAAGCAUUCGACAAAUUCGUCACCUCCCGCGGCGGACUACCAUUCUCGCCCAGCGAGCAGAGGUCAUUUGCGCUCAUCGACUUACACCGCCGGUACUUCAACAUGGUCCUGCCUUGGGAAAAUAUAGACAACCACCAAGGUUUUCUCGGCCUUGACAACUACACCCGUGACUUCGAAGAGCUAGUAGACUGUGCCAGCCGUGUUCUGGGUCUCGAAGCAACAGACACCGUGUCGCAAGCAGCCCCUUUGUUCCACCUUGAAAUUGGAGUUGUACCUGUUUUGUUUGUCAUAGUCGCAUGGUGUCGCGAUCCUGGGAUUCGUCGGAGGGCAAUAUCUUUGUUGAUGUCCAGGCAGGCUCAAGAGGGCGUUUGGAGCAGCCAUUUGACUGGACGAGUUGCACGGAGAAUUAUGGAGGCAGAGGAGGAAAAGUUAGAUGUGCGCAGCAGCAGAGAUGUUCCUGGUCCACGGAGGGUGAGAAGCGUAUAUGUAUCGCUGGGCCCUGGGGAGAGACAAGCAAUGAUACGAUAUGAACAACAGGAUAGAGAGUGGGAGGAAGCCAUUGGAUGGUAG